This is a messenger RNA of Physcomitrium patens, 2762 nucleotides long. RefSeq lists its product as uncharacterized. The record is from RefSeq and is a predicted model, not a curated record. Lineage: Eukaryota; Viridiplantae; Streptophyta; Bryopsida; Funariales; Funariaceae.
AAUCAGGGGCCGCCCAUUUGUGUGCUCCACUGCCGUCGUCGCCUCCGCUCCUCUCAUUUCAAUCCCUUCAGCUCUGCUCUGUCAUUGCGUCACAUUUAGUUGUAGAUGUCACCCAGUUUCUACCUUAGAAGCUCCUAGCUCAUCACGCCUGCAUUCAACCCCUCAUUGGAACAACUACUUACGGUUGUAGAUAGCCCUUAUUUUCGUUACAACCAGCUCCGGAGCUUUGCAAUUGCUGGCGACUCUUCAAACCGUGCAGGAAGUGCUUGAGCUUCCACAACAAUCCUCUGGUGUUCGUUGCACCGUCUAACUGGGGUACCAAUUGAGGGAAUUUUUUUCUUUUUUGUAAGUAAAUGUUAUGUUGGAUACUUGUUCGCCCGUUGUUGCGAUAAGUUCCGGUGGGUCAUCGGCUGUCGAGCUGCCGAGAUUGUGUUGGUGAAUUCAGAGAUUAGAACUACCGAAUGAAAUCUGAGGCAAGCAGGAUUGUCGUUACGAGUUGGAGAAUUUGGUUCAAGUUUCCCUUCAGCGGCUUGGCCUGACGGAGCUUCAGAGUUUCUGAAUCUUCAUACCGGGGUUGCGAGAUUCUGGGUUUUGAAGGUGCUGCAGAGAGUUGUAUCUGCUUCUUCUGGCUUCCUACAGCUUCUUCGAUCUCCUUUUCUACGUCACCGCACUCGAUUCCUCUCAAUCUCAUUGUAGAUAAGAUGCUAGUCCUUGUAGGACCAGAGAGUGUCACUUCACCAUGCAUUGGCAGCAGCGGCAGUGCCAGGGCGCUCGAUCCUCAAAUUGGAAAAUUCUCAUUGCAGCGUGGAAAAUCUAGGGUUAGGUUAGUAAGAGCAGGGAUUGGAAUGCGGAAGAUGGAAAACUUGAGGAUUAGAGUGCUUUCACGAAGGUUACAUUGUGACCAAUUCAGUCCCCGGCCAGCCAUACAGUCGCGUAGAGUAGUAAGAUCACAAGCACAAGAUGACGAUUACACAACUGAGGUCUCAACAUCGGACGCCAAACAGGAGAAGGAGCAGGAAAUGAUGAUGGGAUGGAGAUUGAAAGCUGUUGAGGCUGUGACUUCAGUCUUCCUUGUUUUCGGCCCUGGGAUCGACAUGAAUGACAAGGUAGUCACAUUCUCAAGUGAUGCAGCGAUGGCAUCUGCAAACCCCAUUGCUAACAUGCGGGCUGGGAGCAUGUUGAUGGAUAAGAUGGUCGGAGGAUUCAAAUCAAGCAAGGUCCUUGACAAAGUGGUGACUGUGGUCAGCGGGCAAGUUGUCGUAAACCCGGACGAGUUGGAAAAGGACAUCAAGGAGAUCAUAGAAAAACCAGAAAGUUUCGAGAAAUGGCGGAAUGGAUUGCUUGAUAAUGCCAUUGAUACGAUUGGCUCAGCAGUUGACGGUAUUAGCGCAGCAGUGGACGCGGUGACCCAUCUCUCACCUCAGGGACUACAAGAAUCAGUGUCCACAUCUGUGGCAGGUGUAUUCGAAGUUGGAGCUGAGAGGUUUGCCGCGUUUGAGCUGCAAUCUCUUGUGGGAUUGACCGAGAGAUGGCUCAUCUACAUACCUCUAGUAGUUCUACCUAUGGCAUGGCAAAUGAGGGCUCGGAGUAGCGCGGCAGCUGCAGAUGCACGUGAAAGAGAUGAUAGGCGAUUAGUUGUUUCUAAAGAAGUCGAGGCAAAGGCUGAACGAGUGCGUCGGGAACUAGAACGAAUCAAAUUGAAAGCAUCUCUAAUGGAUCUCAUCAAUUCAAUGGGAGAGGUUGCCCUGCAGCGAUUGCAGAAUGGAACACAGUCGAACAGCUCGGAAAUCUCUGAUAUAGUGAAUCAGUUGAAGACUAUGAACCCUGGUUAUGAAGUGCAACUUAAUCCUCGAGACCCAGGGUCAACAAUGAGAUCUGGCAGUGCUAAUGAUGCUUUUUCCACCAUUCCAGCUGCUCCACAGUUGGACGGCGAAUGGAAAUUAGUGUAUACAUCACAACCUCUUCAAAAUAGGGAUUUACCUCAAGUACCCGGUGUUGAGAUACAUAACCCACGACAGCAAGUUUGGAAUCAAGGCUCAGGCUCAAUAGUAAAUAUAGAUGCUGACACGGCAGGAAGCUCUCUUCUCAUGGCGAAAAAUGUUGCAGAGCUCAGAUUAGGACCUCUUGGACUUGUUGAGGUUGCAAUCCAAGGGAGUUGGGAGAGUCUACGUAACGGACAAGCUGGCCUUGUCUCAUUUGACACGUUUUUAGUUCGUCCCAAGGAGAUUCUAGGCACUCUAUUUGAUGAUGAUUUGCCACCCGUAAGCUUCCCUUUACCUCAACAAUUUCAAUCAACUGCCGAAUGGGAAGUACUCUACCUGGAUGAAACCCUGCGAAUAAAUCGUGAUCAGCAAGGUGAACUUUACAUCUUCACCAGGAAGGCUUAGCUUUGUAUGUACACUUACAUCUGUAGUAAUACUGGGCAUUUUUCAUACUGUGAAGUGAGGGAUGGUGUCCAAACAGGUAGUCAUCCGACACAUUUCUGUUGUAGACACUGACUAGCAGGUUGGAAAUUCCCAACCUCAUGCUUGUCGAAUUAGCUGGUAAUAUAGAUUUUUCCCCUUGAUGUCUCAAAGUUCUCAUAUUGUGCAUCUACAGAGUUGUAUUCAUCAGCAGGAAGCAUUUGCAAUGUAAAUUAGUGCUGAAUUUACAAACACCGGAAUAUCAUUAAUUUCAUGUUCAUUAGUUUAUUGCUAGCUGUACACGUCAUGAACGAUUUUUUUUAACAAGUUCUACUUUGUACCUACCUGUUCAGUUGUGUA